UUUAUUUUAUUUAAUCGCGUGCAAGGGCACUGGUGCAAGCAUCACGAGGUGCUUUUUUCUCGGUUAUUCUCAACGGAGAGGCUCACUGGCGACACACAAGUAUAUCCGAGGUACGAGGUAGUGGGAAAAGACUAAACUUGUCCUCCAUUACUUUCCCAGAGCCAAGCAAAUGGUGGCUUGCUCAGACUGAGUGAGAGUCUUUGUUGUCCACCUACGUUGUGAUCUUCACAAUAUUUUCAUAAAUAUAAAGUUUGUGCGAUUGUUCAGUUGCAUCUGAUGUUGAUGUAGUUGGCCAGGACAAUUGGAGUUAUUAUCAUGGAUUUUUUCGGGAUUCAUUCUCCUUAAGACAGAAUAGUGGCAUGCGUCGAUUAAUCUAUGGCAGAUCAACAAGAUCAGUCGUCGCUCGGGGGGUCUGUAGAGAAGGCCAGUGCUUCAGCAGACGCCUCUAAAUUACGGGGGACGAGCAGUGGCACUAGUGGUUAUAGAAAACGACAGAAUACACAAACAGUUGUUACAACAUUGACAGAAAAACGGAGAAGACAAACUGAGCUACAAGCUCCACUGGUUUCUAGUGUUACGAGUACACACAGACGAUCGGUUGAUUCGAGGGGCGAGGGUAAAAAUAAAGAGGAGAGGAAGGGCUAUGGAAGUGGCGUAGGAACUCUCACUGAUAUUGACUGGAGAGCACAGCCCAAGGGACAGCAUUCCACGAGUGGUAUCACUACAACGAGGAAAAAUUCAACAAAACACAGCCAAGCUGAACAUAAUCCUGCCCCAAUAGAUUGCGUCGCAUCACGCACUCGUUCGCGUACGCCACAAAAUCCACGAAGUGUUCAAGGAAGCAGUAAUUCAUUUGAUUCCACAUCAUCGACAUUCUACAAUAGUAGAAAAUCAUUCGGUAAUUACAAUUUGUUACCUGGAGCUAGUUCAUCGAUUAAUAGUCCAACAACAUCGAGAGGUAGAGCUACGAAAUCCCAUAGUAGUGUAUCAGCCCACACAAACGGUGGUACGAGUAGUCAAGCAUUGGGUGUCAAGUCAAGCAUCAGAGUGGGUAACGCAGCUAGUAACUCUGUGGAGAGCGGUGGAGGGGCGUUGGCACAUGACGGGGCAGGGACUAGUGGUGUCACAUCCACGUCAGUUGUCAACCCCUCUGUGUCUGCCUCCACCAACUCUAGCCACCAUCAUCCAACUCACAAACACUUGCUGCGUUCCCGAGUGAAACUCACCUCGGAUCAACCUAAGGAGUUGACCUCGAAGGUAUUAUCAAAGCACAAGAAAGAAGGCUCAUCUUGCUCUAGCUCCCGUCAUCGUUCCUCCUCACGUGCUCGUAAAUCCUGUGAGAAUCCAACCUCAAGUGGAGGUGGUCUCAUGUCAGGAUCUGAAUCAACACCCACAACCCUUCCCACACCGACAACAGUCCCAAAUCAACAGAGCUCAACCCCUGGAGACGAGCAUUCAACACCAGCGACAGCAGCAGCUGCUAGCGGUGGCCCCUCUGGAAUGUCUGGAACUACUGGUGACAGUGAGAGUGAUGAUGGAGAAGUUGGAAGACUUCAGGCCCUUUUGGAGGCUCGUGGCCUUCCUCCCCACGUUUUUGGAGCCCUUGGAUCGCGGAUGCAGCAUCUGCUGAAUCGAAGUAUGGGGGCAAGUUCAGCUGCUAAGGCCCAACAACUACUUGCUGGGUUACAAGCUGUUGACGAUGAAGGAGAACAGCUACAGGCUGUGAUAGGAAUGGGAGAGAUACUUGUAAUGGGAAAUGAGGAUACAUUGACGGGUUUUCCGGUGAAACAAGUAGUAGCAGCAUUGAUAAAUCUUCUUGGUAUCGAGCACAAUUUUGUCAUUAUGACACACGCCUGUCGUGCCCUGACGUACAUGAUGGAGGCUCUUCCUCGAUCAUCGACAGUCGUCGUUGACGCAGUCCCAGUAUUUCUCCAGAAAUUAGAGUCAAUCGAGUGCAUGGAUGUGGCUGAACAGUGUCUCACAGCCCUUGCUAUGCUCUCGAGAAGACACAGCAAGACAAUCCUUCACGCUGGUGGUGUUUCAGCGUGCCUUAAAUUCGUGGACUUUUUCAAUAUCACAGCUCAACGUGCUGCCCUGACAAUAACAGCCAAUUGCUGUCAAAAUCUUCAUCCUGAUGAUUUUCAUCUUGUCGUUGAGAGUCUCCCAUUGCUCACCAGUAGACUUACCAAUCAGGAUAAAAAGAGUGUCGAGUGUGUGUGUCAGGCAUUCAGCAGGCUUGUUGAUAGUUUUCAACAUGAUCCUGUUAUGUUGCAUAAAAUCAUUACUGCUGAAUUAUUACAGAAUUUACAGCAAUUACUCAUGAUUACACCGCCAGUCAAUAGCAUUGGAAAUUUUAUAACUGUACUACGAAUGCUCUCUGUGAUAUCGAAUCGUUGCCCCGACUUGGCACAACUUUUACUUCAGCAGAAUAUUGCCUUUACAUUGAGCUAUCUUCUCACUGGGUCACUGGAAGUCAAGACGGAGGAUGUCGACCUUGUGCCAAGGUCACCUCAGGAGUGGUUCGAAAUUACUUGUCUCAUUGAGGAACUUAUGCCACCGCUACCCACCGACGGUAUAUUCAGUGUCAAUAGUCUUCUUGAGAGAACGAAUAAUCAACAGGAGACUGUUCACUGGGAGUGGAGGGAUGAGAGACACUGCUGUCAUCCCUUUAGCACUAUUGAUUCCCGAAUCAUUGAAAUGGCUUUUCAGAAUGGUGAGGAUGAAAUUUGUCUUUCCACUUUGGGCAGAACUUACACCAUCGAUCUGACUAUGAUGAAGCAAAUCAACGAAGACAUUGGUAUGGCGAGGAGUAUCUUUAGGAGGGUUAUGACUGAUGCUGCUGAGGGGAAGAGCCCCACUUGCUCGGGAAAUAUGGAUGUCGUACCUCCGGUUAUUGAGACCAAUGAGUGGCUGGUGUCAUUUAUCAGAACACUUUUUUCUGUAUUAUAUGAAGUUUACAGCAGUUCUGCUGGUCCUGCUGUCAAGCACAAGUGUCUCAGGGCACUCCUGAGGAUGGUUUAUUAUGCAUCAACUGAUUUAUUAAAGGAUGUUCUAAAAAAUCAAGUGGUAUCAUCUCACAUAGCUGGUAUGCUAGCCUCUCAAGACCUUCGAAUUGUAAUAGGCGCAUUGCAAAUGGCCAGUAUUCUCAUGAAACGUUUGCCCCAAGUAUUUGGUGUGCAUUUUCACCGAGAGGGAGUAUUGCAUCAAGUACGACAAUUAGCUGACCCUGAGGUACCUCUUGGUGUAUCACCACCCAAGUGCACUUCUGGUACAUCAUUACCAACUCCCCAACCAGGUCCAUCCAAUACACCAUUGUCAUCAACAAUGACACUGUCAUCUAGCAGUGCCACAUCUCCAGUUGCUUCACCGACGACUAAUGGAAAUAUUUUGUUUGGUUCAAUUGCAUCUAGUCAAUUGAGACCAAGUCUCACGGCUACUAUGGAGACAAGAAGUCGUACGGAGUUGAGUUCGUCAGUUGAGGAUCCUGCGAGUACACCACCAAGUGCCCACUUAAGAAUUGGAGACGUCUUGAAACGCAAACGCCAAAACAAGAAAGGAAGGCUCUCUCGUCUGGGAAGUGCCACGACCCCUCAACAGUCACCCCAAGCAGAAUCCCUCUUCACAGGUUUCGCUCAGAAGAACAAUCGUUUCCUCGGUAACUUGAACCCAGCGCGUUGGGGUAGAAAAUCAUCUGCUUCGAGUGCAUCGAGUGACAAACGUGAUUCAACCUCGUCAACGAGUCUCACCAAACCCCCAAGCAAUCCCAGUCUAACUGGUGGCAAUCGGGAUAAAGCUAAAACUUGGGUUCGUGAGCAGGCAGGACAAUUUCUAUCGAGAUACCAGGAUGAUGCACCGUGCACUCAUCCAGCUCUGACAGUACUAUCUCGUCUCACAUCAGCAAUCCAGCGUCUCCAAUCCAACGAACUUGAUGAGAUGCUCUCUGCCCUGACGGAACUACGAGAUAUAGUUCUAGAGAGUGACAUCUCACCCUUCGAAAUGAAUUACAGUGGUUUGAUAAAAGCUCUCCUGAAUCACCUGACGACAACAGAAGCCCCAGGUAACCGUUACGAUCGUCUGAGAAUGUUUUGGAAACUCUUUGCCGAAUCUACACUGCAACAAGACUCCAACACAGACGGCCCCAUUGACAUGAAUCCAGGAGCUUUUGGCGCACUUGUCAAUAAAUUGAACAGUUGUGUCGCCCAGUUGGAGCAAUUCCCUGUAAAAGUCCAUGAUCUACCAGCAGGCUCUGGUGCUGGACGAAGUGGUACAAGUGCCCUCAAAUUUUUUAACACCCAUCAGUUGAAGUGCAAUCUUCAACGGCAUCCCGAUUGCAAUAAUCUCAAACAGUGGAAAGGAGGCACUGUGAAGAUCGAUCCACUGGCCCUGGUUCAAGCUAUUGAGCGUUACCUUAUGGUUCGAGGUUAUGGUAGAAUUAGAGAUGCCGAAUCAAUGGUCAGUGAUGAUGAUAAUAGUGAGGAUGAUAUUGAUGACACUCUGGCUGCUGUUGUUAUCUCUCAGGGAUCAAAGCAUAAGCUUCAAUUUUUAAUUGGUGAUGAGGUUUUACCAUUCAAUAUGACGGUUUAUCAGGCGGUGAGACAGUUCAGUUGUGCUGGUAUUGAUCAUUCUGAACCCGAAACGGAUACAGAACCACCAUUGGGUCACGAUGCUGUUUGGGUACAAACCCACACAAUAUAUUACAGACCAGUUCCAGAGGAGGAGACAACAAAUUCACCGAAACCAGGAUCUAGCUCUCAGAGUACAUCGAGUAGAAAGGGAAAAGGAAAAUCAACAAAAAUCAGUUCGAAACGUAAAGAAGAUAGUUUGUGGUUGGAGGGAGCUGUUCCUCCACCAAGAUGCCCUCUUGCCCCUUACCUGGCUCCAGCUCUGCCAUCAGUCACAAUUUCAGAUGCUUCGUUGGAUGGAUUGUGCCUCCUUCGACUACUUCAUUCCCUGAACAGACACUGGGGGGUACUCUUCCCACAUUUUAAGAGUGCUCCUCUCCUAUCAGCUCAAGAUUUCAUCAAUAAUAAAAUCGCAGCGAAAGCGAAUCGACAGCUGCAGGAUCCACUGGUUAUCAUGACUGGUAAUCUCCCAUCCUGGCUGCAGCAAAUAGCCUCGGUUUGUCCAUUCUUAUUCCCCUUUGAGACCCGCCAGCUUUUAUUGUAUGCAACAUCCUUCGAUCGUGAUAGAGCACUACAGAGACUUCUAGACUCAGCCCCAGAGUUAUCAGGCUCUGACUCUCAGGAGCGUGUGACACCGAGAUUAGAGAGGAGAAAACGAACGAUAUCGAGGACCGAUAUAUUCAAACAAGCUGAACAGGUGAUUCAGGAUCUUGCAUCGAGCAAGGCUCUUCUUGAGGUGCAAUAUAUUAAUGAAGUUGGUACUGGCUUGGGUCCAACUCUUGAGUUCUACGCUCUGGUCUCCAGGGAAUUUCAGAGGGCUGAACUGGAUAUGUGGCACGGAUCUGCUAAUGAAACUAGCUACAUUCAUUCCACACAAGGCCUCUUCACGAAGCCAACGCCCUGGAAUACCAAGGUCCCAGCCCUAGCAAAGUUGAAGACAAGAUUCAAGUUUCUCGGAAAAUUCAUGGCAAAGGCGAUCUACGACUCGAGGAUGCUGGAUCUACCCUUCAGUUUUACAUUUUACAGAUGGCUACUGGGGGAGGAACACACUCUCACACUUGCUGACCUCGCACACAUAUGUCCUGAUGUCUACAGAACGUUAAACAAACUGCAGGAUAUUGUCCGGAGGAAAGAGGCUAUUGAGAGGGAUCAGACACUCAGGGCUAAUGAGAAGGCACAGCUCAUCGAGAUGUUGGACUUGGAUAAUUGCCCUGUUGCUGAUCUGGGGCUUGUGUUUGAGCUACCUGGCUAUGCGAAUAUUGAAUUGAGGAAAGGAGGAAGUGAAAUCCCAGUUACGGUUCACAACCUCGAUCUGUACAUCAAGCUGGUUGUCCACUGGUUCCUGUAUGAGGGAGUCUUCAGACAGAUGGAGGCUUUCAGGGAAGGCUUUGAGUCAGUUUUCCCACCGAAUCAGUUGAGGCUUUUUUUCCCGGAGGAACUGGAGGCUGUCUUCUGUGGGCAUCAUCAGAGUGGGGGACAGUGGGAUGUCAAGACACUAUUGGAGUGCUGUAGGACGGAUCAUGGAUACACUCCUGAUUCCAGGGCCAUUAGGUUCUUGUUUGAAGUUAUGGCUGAGUACAAUAGCGAGGAGCAGAGACAAUUUAUUCAGUUUGUCACUGGUUCACCGAGGCUGCCUGUUGGUGGAUUCAAGAGUCUUACACCACCUUUAACGAUAGUUCGUAAGACAUUCGACCCAUCAAUGAAGACCGACGAUUUCCUCCCCUCUGUCAUGACAUGCGUCAACUAUCUCAAACUCCCUGACUACACAACUCUCGAUAUAAUGCGCGAAAAACUUCGAAUUGCCGCACAGGAGGGCCAGCACUCUUUCCACCUCUCCUAGAAACGGAUCCCAAGUCAUUUAUUAUUACUAUUACAUUUUUUUUCACGUGUUAUCUCAUUCAUCUCUCGAAUGUCCCGUAAAUGUCUCAAGAUACGAGUGUCCACAGGAAAAGUUCAAUGUCUCAAACAUGAAAAAAUCAUCUUAAGUGUCACUUUCAAAGUUUAUCCGUGAGAAAGUGCAUUAAUAAUUUUGAUAAAUUUUUGAGUCUGUACCCCUGUCGAUUUGAAACAAUAAUUUCCAUAAUCCUAGCUAUGUUCUCAGUCAGUUGUCAAGAGCUAAAGAGGUUGGAAAAUCAAUUGGUCUUGAUUGAAAUGAAAACGAGAUAUUCAAAGCGAAAUGAUGAAAAACAACAAAAAAAAACAAUGAAAAAAACACGUAAUAAGUUGUAAAUAUCUUAGUUAUCUCAACAUAGUUUGAUAUACGCAGGUUCAUAACAUAUAAAUAACUUUAUCAUACCGCUACGAGGCACUGAUUACUAACGGAAUUAUACAUUAGAAAUCAAGAGGACGAUUACUAAAGUGUAAAUGAUUUUUUUUUAAUCAGUGGUGCAUAAUGAAUUAAUGUGCAUCGUCAAAAUUAUCUUACCACGUGCUCCAUGAGGACCCUGACAGUGUGGGCUGAGGAUUAUUACUGAAAAUAAAACUGCAGAAAAAAACAAUGUAAAAGUGGUUGAAUCGGGAUGGAUGGUUGCAUUGUUUAAUAAGUAGUGAGAGUAUCACGAAAAAUGGAGUCUAAAUGAAUUCAUGACAUUCGUAUUUCUCUUGUUCGUUGUGUUGUAAUCGAUCUCUUGUUUGUUCUUGCUGGUCAAUUGGGGAACAUCUUGGGGAGGAUUUGGUUCACCCACUGACAUGCGACAAACUAUAUUUAAUUUCAUCGAUCUACCAUUAUAUAAAAUUAUAAUUAUUUCAUAAUUUCUAGGUAAAAUAGUCAAAUUUAUUACUUUAUUUAGUCGUGUAAGGAUAUAGUUUACAUUGUCAGACCAUUUUAGAUUUUCGAGUAAGGGAGAUGGACAUCGGAAGAUGAUUUUUUUUUUUUGUGUUUGAAAGAAGGAUUAAGGAGAUAAUCUUGCUUGUUUAAUUUUUAUCAUUGUGAGAAGUGGCAAUUAUUGGGUGAUCCCGUGAGUGGUCUGACGAUGCACCGACUGUGUUUGUUACAUCUGACUAUGUUAAAAUGUGUUAUCCUGUAGCCUUUUGAUAAAGUCCAUUAUGGCAACGGGGCGUGAUUCGAUAAAAAAAACUUGCAUAUUGAUAUGAACAAUUAAAAGUGGCUAAAUUGAUUAUAUUUAUAUCAUUUGAGUAGCAUAAAACGUUUUGAUUUUACUUGAA
Messenger RNA from Diachasmimorpha longicaudata, 7787 nucleotides. RefSeq names its product circadian trip (gene ctrip). The coding region runs from base 376 to 6462 and encodes 2028 amino acids. Gene Ontology annotation, biological process: DNA damage response; protein polyubiquitination; proteasome-mediated ubiquitin-dependent protein catabolic process. The transcript has 5 exons. Gene Ontology annotation, cellular component: nuclear speck. Gene Ontology annotation, molecular function: zinc ion binding; ubiquitin protein ligase activity. NCBI's taxonomy places the organism in Eukaryota, Metazoa, Arthropoda, Insecta, Hymenoptera, Braconidae. The record is from RefSeq and is a predicted model, not a curated record.